Closterium sp. NIES-65 is the source of this 7644-nucleotide messenger RNA. NCBI's taxonomy places the organism in Eukaryota, Viridiplantae, Streptophyta, Zygnematophyceae, Desmidiales, Closteriaceae. The record is from the annotation of a GenBank genome assembly.
AUGGGGGCUGAUCAUAGCCGUCCUGAUACAUUGGACGAUGACUACGAGACCGUCGUUGCACCUCAUCCAGCUGCAGCCUCCCCGUCUGCGACGGUGGCUUCCCCAAGUUCGAGUAAGAAGGCUCCAGCGACGCGGCUUUGGCGCUCCGCUAAGGGCCCGGACGGGAGCGUUCGUUAUAAGUUGGCGGACAAGUCGAUCGGUUGGAAGUUCACGCAGAACCCUCCGCAAAAGACUCGCGACGGUGACGACGACGAUGAGGACGACGACGAUUACAAACCCGAAGGCGAGGAGGAGGAGGAGGACGACGAGGGGUACUGGUACUUCGUUGUGGCAGGGAGGAUCUGCGUGCGCGUGGACGAGGGGUUGAAUAUCCAGUUCAACGACCAGCAGCGCCGCGUGGACUUCACGGACUUCAAGAGCGUGUGGGCCAUCAAAUUCGCGACUGACGACGAGUAUGCUGACUUCUGCCGGCAGUACGACGCGUGCCUUUUUGAGAACACUCACGGCAUGUCGUACACCGAGGCGAACGCGGCCAAGGUUAUGGGGAAGGAGUUCGUGGGUUGGGCCAAGGGGGAGGAUGCGGAGGGAGCGAUGUGGGAGGACGCCGCGGAAGAGCUGCCGGACGGAGAAGGCGCGCUGUCGCCGUCGUCGCGCAAGGAGUCGUCCAUCACGGAGAGCUACGAGGAGACGCCCAAGGGCAAGAAGCCGCUGGGCUUCUCCAUGGGCGCGCUGGCGAACAGCUACUUGAUCCACGAGGGCGGCAUCGACGUGUACAAGAACCGCGAGGACGGCGUGCAUUACGCGGACGGGCUGAGCAUCGCACUGGAGAAGAUGAGCAUGAAGGACGGCGGCACUCCCGCCACGGCGAAAAAGGGCCUGCUGCUGGACCGCGAAUCCACCAUGCUGCUCAUGAACCCUGGGGCUCCCACCGGCUCGCCCAGCCCGGCACAUUCGGCAGGGCUGCGGCAGCUGGACAUAGAGACGGGGAAGGUGGUGGCGCAGUGGAAGUUUGAUAAGGAUGGCACGGAGAUCAACAUGCUCGACGUCACGGGCGACAGCAAGGCCGCGCAGCUGCAGGCGGGCUUGUCCACAUUCCUUGGGCUGGACAAUAACCGCCUGUGCCGCUGGGACAUGCGUGACAGGGCAGGCCAAGUGCAGACACUGGCUUCCACCCUGGCAUCGCCAGCCGCGCUCACGUGGUCCGAUGGGCACCAGUUUUCGCGGGGCACCAACUUUCAGUGCUUCGCUACCACUGGCGAGGGGUGUGUGGCGGUUGGGUCACGGGAUGGCAAGAUCCGCCUGUACUCCACAACCUCCAUGCGCCAGGCAAAGACAACGUUCCAGGGCCUUGGGGGCGCCAUCACGCACAUCGAUGUGACAUACGACGGGCGGUGGGUCAUCGCCACCACAGACAAGAAGCUCAUUCUCAUCUGCACGGGCUUCAGGGACAAGGAGGGCAAGGAACGUUCUGCAUUCGUUGCCAGGGCUGGCGGCAACCUCGCUGCAGCAAGGCUGCUCAAGCUAACCCCUGAGCACGCACAGAUUGUUGGGAACUUCAAAUUCCAGAAUGCCCGCUUCUCGUGGGUGACAGAGAGUGACCGGCAGGAGAAGCACAUUGUGGCAACAGUUGACAAGUACACUGUCAUCUGGCCCUUCCGCCGAGUCAAGCAGCUUGAGCAUGACUGCUACACGCGCCAGGUUGGGCGCCUCAAGGAGUGCACAUGCUACCGUGUGGCUCCUCGCAACGAGUGGCUUCACUGCGCUUCUAGGCAUCGGAGGGUGAGGUCGGACGAUGGCUACCUCUUUGAUCACGUCAUGGCGGCUCAGCAAGCAGCGGACCCGCGCGCCCAUCACGGCGGCAAUUCUCAAGGCGGGUUGGCAACGGGUCAGGCGACGUCGAAUCGGUACCGGCAGCACCCGCAGUACAUGCUGUCGGAGAUCCCGAGCAUCGAGGAGGAGGACCACGCCGCUUACGACGACGCCUCGCCAACCGGUGAGUCGGCGGUGCAGCCCGUGUCGCGGCGCUCACACUCGUACUCGCGCGCCGGGUCCAUGGGCAGGGAGACGGAGGGGCAGGGCGAGCGGGAGUGGGAGCGCGAUAGAGCGUACGAGCGAGACAGGGAGCGGCAGCGAGAUGCUCCCGUGCGGGAUUGGAGGGAGGGCGAGCGCGAGAGGGGCAGUGGGCGAGAGAGGGGCGGGGCAAUGGAGUACGGCAAGGGGCGCGAGAGAGAGGCAGAGGCGAUGAGGAGCAGGGAGUCGGAGAGGAGUGGCAGCUGGAAGGAGAGCGACAAGCACAGAGGGGAGCGCGGCAAUUUUAGGGACAAUGAACGAGGUGCUGGCGAGAGGAGUGCGGGUAGUUCUCGUGAGCGCGAUCGCCCGGACAGGGGCACGGGGAGCUCGCGGGAGCGCGGUGAACGCGUUGUGGCGAGCGGCAGCGUGCGGGAGAGGGAGCGUUCCUCGGGGGCCACGCCCGCCCACGCGGGGGAGGCGCGCUACGGGUCGCCGGCGGGUCCGGUGGCAGCGCUGAAGCAGAGCGCGCGGCACCGGCGCAUCCGGUCGGAGGACGCGUCGAUGUUCCACCGCAUGCUCGCGCAGGAUCACGCGGGCCAGCCCCCCGCCAUGUCCGGAGGUGGGGGGUCGCCAGGCGGGCCACCGGGCGGCCGGAGCCCAGUGGCGCGACCCAUGACCAGCGGCGCGGCAGGCGGGGCGGGCAGCAGCCGCUUUCAAGGGGGGCCUGCGACCGGCGGAGCUGGUCCCAGCGGAAGCGCUGUGCGCGGAAGCGGGUACGGCGGCAACGCGAAUGGCGGUGGCGGGUCCAUGUCGGGCGGGAUGAGCGGCGGUAGCGGUGGGUCGGGGCAGCACGUGGCGGCGCGAAGCCCGCUGGAAGGCGUAGGCGAUCGGUUUGCGGACUAUAGCGGGGGCGGAAGCGGCAAGGAACGGCGCGCGCAAGUGACCCAUCGAUUCCCGUCGUCGCGGUCCGUGUCCGCCGUGCCGUCACACGCCCUCGACCACGACCGCUCGCCGGACUCCCCCGUCCGCGCUACUGGCGGGGGCAUGCGCGCGGGGGCGGGCGUGGGGGGGAGCCAGAGCCACAAGGAACAGCCUCCUCGCGCUGCGCGGGUGGGCUCGCCCGCAGCUGGGGGAAGGCCGGCGCCGUCGGGGAGUGGAGCUCCGCGCGCGGCAAUGGGCGCGGGCUCUGGGCGGGGGUCGGGGAAAGGCGACGGGGCGUGGGGCGGCGCAGCGGAGGCGGUGGCGGGUCGCGUGCGGGAAGUCGUCGACAUUCGCCCCCAGGCGCUGCCGCGCCCCAACAGCGGCGGCGGCGUGCGCAGGGCGGCGGGGCUGGCAGGCGGCGGAGUGGACCGGUCGCGGUCGACGGACGGCAGUCCCGACCCCGGCGACAUGGGGAGUGGCGGCGCGCGGGGGGGCAAGGACGAGGGCGUGUGGGGGCGCAAGGCGAAGGGCAAGGGGGGGCAGCCCAUCACGGAGGAGGCGCUGGAGCAGCAGCUCAAGCUCUCCUCGCACCGCCUCUCCGCCGUCUCCCCUGCCUACUCCACCUCCCCGCCCCACUCCCCUCCGCGCGCCACCUCCUCGCGCCCGCAUCCCGCGUCGUCCACCUCUUCCACUGCCCACGGCGCAUCGGGGGGAGCUUCUGCUCCGCCCGCGCAGACCUCCCCCGCAGCCAGCCGUCCCGCCGGGCGCAAUCCGCCGAUGCGGAUGACUGCGCGCAGCGCCAGCGGUACCUACUUCAGCUCCGCCGCCGCUGCUGUGGCGGCCGUGGGCGGAGGGCAAGGGAUGGGCGGGGAGGGAGACAUGCGCGGGGGGCGCAAGUACGGGGGGAAUGGCGAUUCCGCCGUGGGGGGAGCACAGGGGGGCGCGCCUAUGCGCGGUGGAGGGGGGAGUUACGGCGGUGGUGCAGGCAGCGGGAAUGUUGGCGGCAGUGCAGCGGCGGUGGCGGCGGCAGCAGGCAGCGGCGGCACCAACAGGCUGCGCCCCUUCGAGGAGCCCUCGCCCGCGGAAGCGCGCCCCAAGCCGCGCCACAGGCGCAGUGAGAGCGCGGGCCCGGGGUACUUUGUGGGCGGAGGGGGCAUCUGGGGCGCCGUGGCGGGCGCGAGCAUGGCGCCGAAUCUGGGCGCGAACGGCCCCCAGGCGCUGGCGCUCAACUUCCUGGCGGGCGCACAGCAGAGCGACGCCGUGGUCAGCAGCGGGGGCAGCGCGCACGCCCGCGCGCAGAGCGCACAGGCCAAGGUGGGCGCAGGUGCUGGCGGGGCGGCUGGCGGAGGGGGUAUAGCGGGACGGGUGGGGAGCAGCGGAGGAGGAAGGGAUGGGGCAAGCGAGAGUGGUGGGGCGGGGGCGACGGGAGGGGGAGUGGGGAGUGCGAUGGCGAGCAGCAUGGGCGUGGAAGCGGUGCGAGCAGGGCUGACAGCCAUCAGGACAGGCGGGCACGGCAGCGCCAAGCACAUCAAGGUCGGUGCCUUCGCCAACCAGGGACCCGCCGCUGCCGCCACCACCGCUGCAGCCGCCACGGCAGCAGCAGCGGCGGCGGCGGCAGCAGCAGCAGUGGGGCCGGACGGGUCGAUCCCACUGAGCACGAACCUGAAGCUCAAGGUGCGAGGAGGCAUGUCCAUCAGCGUGCCGCACAGCAACACCGCUGUCAGCCCUCGCGUCUCCUCCUCUGCCACCGCUGGCGCCUCUGCCAGCACGCCCACGCACGCCAGUCCGCGCAGCGGCAUCAACUCGCCGUUCAACAUGGCGAGUCCGCGCGAGGGCGUGAGUCCGCUGGCCAGCCCCAUGGUACCGCUGGACCCCGAGAAGCUGUGGGCGCUGCAGAACUUCCAGCGCUCCACGCCCGUCUCCACGCCCACCGCCUCGCCCCGCCCUGGCUCCCUCUCGCCCCCGCCCGCGGCGCCCCCACGCACGCCGAAUGUGAGCGACUACUACUACAGCGCCAAGUCGGGCGAGGCGGGCAGCCCGCGCCGUGUGGAGGAGGAGGAGCAGCAGGUGGAGGAGACGCCGGCGACGGCGAACGUGCUGCAGAAGGAGGUGGUGGAGCUCAGCGAGCUGUACCGGCUGUCCCGCAAGGAGCUCGGCCGCGGCAACUUCGGGGUCAUCCGCGUGUGUGAGAAGCGCGACACCGGGGAGCGGUUUGCUUGCAAGACCAUUGAGAAGAAGAAUUUGGAGUGUUGGGAGGACGUGGAGGACGUGCGAAGGGAGGUGCAGGUGAUGGAGAUGCUCAGGGACCACGCUAACGUCAUCAAGCUCGUGCACACUGUUGAGUCGCAAAAGGAGGUGCAUCUGAUAAUGGAGCUGUGCGAGGGCGGGGAGCUGUUUGACCGCAUCCAGGACAAGGGCUACUACAGCGAGCGCCAGGCCGCCAAGGUCACGCGCACCGUGGUGGACGUGCUGCAGCACUGCCACUCGCACGGCGUGCUGCACCGCGACCUCAAGCCUGAAAACAUUCUGCUCACCAGCAAGCGCAGUGACACGCGUGUCAAGGUCAUUGAUUACGGCAUGGCCUACAUUUUCCAACCAGGCGAGCGGUGCACGUUCCGGGCGGGCACGCCGAACUACAUCGCGCCGGAGGUGAUCAACAAGAACUACGGCGUGGAGGCGGACGUGUGGAGCGCGGGCGUGAUCCUCUACAUCCUGCUGUGCGGCCUGCCGCCCUUCUGGGGUGACACCACGGAGGAGAUCUUCAAGAGCGUGCUGUGGGGCCACCUUGACUUUGACACCGACCCCUGGCCCCAGGUGUCGGACGCCGCCAAGGACCUUGUGCGCCGCAUGCUCUGCAAGAACUAUGCCAAGCGCAUCACCGUUGAAGCCAUCCUGCGUCAUCCAUGGAUCUGCAGUCUACCUCCCUCGCACUCCUGUAACACUUCCUCCUCCCCCACUCAGCAGCGCGCCGCGGUGCCGUCGCUGACCAAGGUGGUGGGCACGGUGGGCGGCACGAGCCGCAGCGUGGAGACCCUGGAGGCGCUGCUGCUCGCGGGAAUGACGGUGGCGCGCUUCGACUUCUCCCAUGGCGACGCGGACUACCACCAGCACACGCUCGAUAAUCUGCGCAUCGCCAUGCGCCGCUCCAAGAAGCUCUGCGCCUGCCGUGACGCACGUGGGUCCCUCGAGUACUCCCUACCCCACGUCGCUCUUGCUGCUCCUGGCAUGAGCAAUGGCUGCGCCGCCCCUGCCGCCAUGCAUGCCGCCCCGGCGCCAUGGCAGGUGAUGCUGGACACGGUGGGUGCGGAGCUCAUGAUCGCCAACCCCGGGGGGGCGCCCAUCACGCUCACGGCGGGCUGCGACAUCACCCUCUCGCCCGCCUGCUCCGCCGCCUCUGCGUCCUGCCUGCCGCUCUCCUUCCACGGCCUCGCGCAGGCAGUGCGGGCGGGCGACGAGAUCUUUGUGGGGCAGUACCUCUUCACAGGCGCCGAGACCACGUCCGUGUGGCUGCAGGUGCGGGAGACUCGAGGGGUGGACGUGGUGUGCUGCAUCCGCAACAGCACCACCCUCGCUGGCCACUUCUUCACCGCUCACGCUGCCCGGGUGCGCAUGGACAUCCCCACGCUCACAGCAACGGAUAGGCAGCACAUAGCGACGUGGGGACGGCGCAACAACGUGGACAUCAUCUCACUCUCCUUCACUCGCCACCCCGACGAUGUUGCACAGACGAGGGAGCUGCUGGAUUCGUUGGGUGACCUGAGUCAGGCGCAGAUCUACGCCAAGGUCGAGACCAUGCAGGGUCUGAAGAAUUUCGAGGGCAUAGCGGAGGCAGCGGAUGGCAUCAUCCUGUCGCGCGGCAACCUGGGCAUUGACGUGCCGCCGGAGAAGGUGUUUGGCGUGCAGAAGUGGGCGGUGGCGCAGUGCAACGUGCGCGGCAAGCCCGCUGUGAUCACGCGUGUGAUGGACUCCAUGGUGCUCUCCCCCCGCCCCACGCGCGCUGAAGCCACUGAUGUCGCCAACGCCGUGCUCGAUGGUGGGUGCGGGGAAGAGGGAGGGGGUGUAUUCGGAGGAGCGGAUGCAGUGCUGCUGGGCGCAGAGACACUGAGGGGGCUGUUCCCUGCUGACACCGUGGCCACUGUGGGGCACAUCUGCGUGCAGGCGGAGCGGGUGUUCAACCACGCGGGGCACUUCAACAGGACCGCCAACGCGCUGCCCGACCCCGUCUCACACCUCGAGACCAUCUGCUCCUCCGCUGUGCGCACGGCGGAGAAGGUGCGUGCUGCUGCCAUCAUUGCCUUCACCUCCUCCGGCCACACUGCCAGGCUAGUGUGCAAGUACAAGCCCUCCAUGCCAGUGCUGGCGCUCAUGGUACCGCAUGUGUCCACAGACCAGCUGUCCUGGCACCUCAUGGGACCCUUCCAGGCGCACCAGUGCCUGGCAGUGCGCGGCCUCUUCCCCAUCCUUGCUGACGUCAUGACCCACGUGAGUCCAGCAGGGAUGGGGUUGGAGGGGGGUAUCGGCCCUAUCAUAGGAGGGAGGGUUGGCACAUGUACUGCGAGCAUCAGUGCAUGGACGCCAGAGGAGUGGGUGCUGCAGGCAGCGCUGGAGCGGGCGGGCACCAUGGGGGUGGUGCGGGGCCGUGACCGUGUCAUCGUGGUGCAGAAGAUCCGAGACGCCUACGCUGUGCGCAUCGUGCACGCCUCCCCCACCUGA